Messenger RNA from Sipha flava (yellow sugarcane aphid), 2398 nucleotides. Its product is annotated as histone-lysine N-methyltransferase, H3 lysine-79 specific-like. The transcript is spliced from 7 exons. Lineage: Eukaryota; Metazoa; Arthropoda; Insecta; Hemiptera; Aphididae. Bases 247 to 1647 code for a protein of 466 amino acids. Gene Ontology annotation, molecular function: DNA-binding transcription factor activity. Gene Ontology annotation, biological process: regulation of DNA-templated transcription. The record is from RefSeq and is a predicted model, not a curated record.
CGCGGAAUCCGGUGAACGCAAUCGCGUCUCGUUUUCACGACACCAUUACUCGGGCGUUGAACGCGUACGGGAAUCGCUAAUCGCUGAUGAACACCGGGUCGGACGAGCCGUACGUAGGUACGCGGUGGCGUCCGAUGCAAUCGGUCGUUGAUGGGCGACCUGACGGCGCGUAGUUGUCGAAUGAACACCGCAGCUGUUGUUGCUGUCCGUAAUUCCUGAGAACUUGACAACUUGGACAGCGACGGGAUGGCGUACUACUACUAUUACCAGCAACACCACACUUCACCUGAUCCAAUUUCUCCAGGAACAACAACAGCAGAAUUAACACCACCACCAGUAUUACUAUUAUCACCACAACAACAAAAACAACAACAAUUGAAUUUACCAUUGCUCACACCAAUUUUGCCAUCAGUUACUACAUCAAUGCCAAUGACAACUACUGCAAUAACAUCAGAACAAAAUCAACAACUACCUACACCAAAUACAUUUAUUAGGCAUUGUGAUGAUAUUGGUUUGUUUCAUGAUCUUCAAAAUAUUGUGGUCAUGGGUUCAUUAACAGGAUCAUCAGAUGAUACAGCUAGUACAACUGUACCUAUUACUACUAAUGUUGCAAUGGUCACCACAUCAACAUCAACUGAACAACCAAUUACUUCAAAUGUAUUUGGCCCAUCAUCAACCGCUAUUGUGACUACCUUAAUGAUGGCUAAUCCAUUUGAUGAAACUUUCAAACAAGCAGUAUUACAACAACAAAAAAGCAAUACCAAUUCUUCAGAAAUUAUUUUCAACAACAAUAAUAACAAUGAUGGUGAUUUAAACACUCCAUUUAUAGCUACUACCACUGCUGUGGAUAUAUCCAAUAACAGCAAAAAUAAUAGUUCUUUGACGAUGAAAACUACUUCUAUGGAUAUGAUGACUACUACUGCAGAAGCAGCUUCAACUGAAAUUGAAUCUCUGAUGACAACUUCAACUACCGUUUCUAAUUUACAUCAGCAAAAUCUGUUUAUUUCAACAACAGCAUCAGAAACGACAGCUGGAACGGUAUUGGUAAUGAUGGUAGAGCAACAGCAGCAACAAAGACAACGGCAUAACUUAAUUGUCCCUGUACAGUCCCAAAACCAUCAACAGCCCUUCAUCAUUCCAACAACUACAACUACCACUAGUGUUAUUGACACGACUACAAUGACUAGUCAUCUUCAAGACUAUUAUAGAAAUGAAGGAGGUAAUGAAAAUGGUGAUAUAGUUAUUAAUGUUGAAAGUGAAACAACUAAUAUUAAACAGACAUUGAAACAGAAUCUAUUAGGAAAACGACUAAAGGAAAAACAAAAGCCACUCUUUUUUACUAAAAGACAUCAGGAGCUCAGGCAGCUACAACUGCAGAAUAAUGAUAUUAAUGUCACGACAAAUACCAUUAGCAAUGAUAAUGGAAUCAAUAAUGAUAGUCAAGAAGAUAUCAAUGAUCGAAAACAGAAACAAAAACAAGAACUAUUAGAGAGGAACAGGUCAGCAGCAAGAAGGUGUAGAAUUAAACGAAAGCAAAGGUGGGAACUCCUCUCUGAAGAGAACCGAAGGCUCAAAAUUGAAAACGGACGAUUACGCGAUGCUAUUGCAAAACUUGUUAGUCCUGGCUGUAGUGGUUUACAACAAUAGGUUCAACAUCAAAUUAACCAGCACUCAAUAUAAGCUUUAAACAGUGAUGAUAAUAGAUGUUUGAAAAAUUGUUGAUGGUUUCUAUUUAUUAAUAACCUAGUAAUAUUUCAUACAAUGUUGAUGAAUAUGACUGAUGGUAUAUACUGGUAUUAAAAUAUUCUUUUCAACUGAUUAGAUAUGUUAUUAAAAAUAAUUGUUCUCAAUUAUAGUAUAAUCAAAUAUGAUAUACUUUACCUAUACGAAAUUUCUUUUGUGUUCAAUUUUAUUACCAAUAAAUUUAACUAUAAUUUAAAAUAAUAUAUAUGAUAAUAAAAUACAGUGGUCAACGCUUAUUGGACUUAUAUUUAAUUAACUGAUUUGUUUAUUGGAGUCUAGACGAGUUUUUUUGAUAUAUAUAUAUACACAUAGAAAAGAAUGUAUCUAUUAGAAUCACUGCACCAGUUAAUGGAGUAAUUUCUUAUUUCUACACAUUAAUAUAUAUCAAUACAAAUCUUUUAGAUUUACAUUUUAUUAUUAAGCUGGAAUUUUAAUAAUGUUUAAAAUUUCAUUUUAUUUUCAGUCAAAAUAUUUGUAUCAUAUUCCAUUUUCUUAUUGAACAUUGUUCACUUUAUUGAAUAAUUAACUUAAUAGACUCAAAAUGGUCUAGUCUCAAACUAAGUCUAAUGAGUGGUGACCACUUAAGUGUAAAAUAAUAUGCAAGUAUGGAUUUUCUUUAUAAAAAUGAAUAAUAAGGUGAAUAUAAUGACAUACU